AUGCUGGUAAGACCUCUUAACAGCAAAGAAAUACUACAAAAUUGUAGUGAAUGCAUAUCAUUAAUACCCGACGCACCUCAAAUACUUAUCGGCCAGGAUCGUCCAUUCACAUUCGAUUAUGUGUUUGCUUCUGAUACUCCUCAAGGAGAUGUGUUUGAAGAUUGCGCGCUUCCAUUACUCGAGAAACUUAUGGAAGGAUACAAUGCUACAAUAUUGGCAUAUGGUGGAAAAACUUAUAGCAUGGGCACAGCUAUUGAUGGUGCAAACAUUCCUCCUGAUCAUCAAGGUAUAGUUCCUCGUGCAAUCUACCGAUUAUUCGAAGAUUUAGAAAAGAAAAAAAUAAAGCAUCCAUCAUACGAAUACGAAGUAGCGGUAUCUUUCUUAGAAUUAUAUAAUGAAGAUUUGAUCGAUUUAUUAAAUUUACAACGUGAACACAACAAAAAAGGAAAAAGUGAUUUGACCAUCAGAGAAGAUGCUAACGGACAAAUAUAUUGGGCCGGUGUUAAAGAAGUAACCGUUGGUCAUUUACAAAAAGGUUCAUUAAGUAGAACAGUCGCUUCAACUGAAAUGAAUUUGGUAUCUUCAAGAUCACAUGCAAUAUUUUCAGUCAUAUUGAAACAAACUAAAGUUGAAGAAGAAGAUAAAGAAAAUAAGGAAAACCAAGAUCCUUCCUCCUCCUCAACUGCUGAUACUUCUGCUGCCGCAAAAAGAAAAUCAAAAUCAAAAGCUUCAACUGCUAAAAUAGUUUCGAAAUUUCAUUUCGUAGAUUUAGCUGGUUCUGAAAGACUUAAGAGAACUAAUGCUGUUGGUGAUCGUGCAAAAGAAGGAAUUUCAAUUAAUGGUGGUUUAUUGGCUCUUGGUAAUGUGAUAUCAGCUCUCGGUGACGAAUCACGAAAAGUUACUCACAUUCCAUACAGAGAUUCUAAAUUAACGAGAUUAUUACAAGAUUCUUUGGGUGGUAACAGUCAAACUCUUAUGCUUGCAUGUAUAUCACCCGCCGACUCCAAUUUCAUGGAAACUUUAAAUACAUUAAAAUAUGCCAACAGAGCACGUAACAUCAAAAAUAAAGUUAGCGUUAACGAGAAUUUUGGUGGAAAUUCAAUAGAAAUAAAUCAAUUACGUGGUCAAAUAAGUAGAUUAAAGAUGGAAGUUCAAACAUUAAGAUCUUGCGGUGCAAAUGAAGAAAACACCCGCGCAUACGAAGAAGAAAUAAAAAAACUUAAAGGAGACUUGGGUAUGACUAAAAUGAAAUUACAAACCGUUGAACAAGAACUUAUCAUGGCAAACACAGAGAAGAAAACUUUAUUAUUGGAAAUCGGUUAUAAUGAUCGUGAUCUUUCGGAGGCUGAUCGUGAACAUAGAAUGAAAACUCAUCACAUAAUACAAGAAUUCGAGACUCAAAUCUCUGAUUAUAAAAACCAAGUUUGCGACCUUCAAGCAAUUAUUCAACAGCAACAAUCUGCCUCACCUCGUAAAUCUUCCUUGGCUGGCAGCACUCCUGGAAGAGAGAAAGGUCACAUCAAAUUCAUUGAUCAACCAAAUAAUUAUUCUGAUGAUGAAUUAAAAAGUAAUGAUAGCGACAACAACAACAACACUUCUUCAAAGAAAAAGAAAAGCAAGAAGAAACGUUCAAAGAAAGAAGGCGAAUUUAUUAAGCCUCAAGAUUUAGAUGAAGCCAAGAAAUUGUUUGCUCAUUACACCCAAGAAAAUGAAAAUGGUGAAAAUAAUAAUGAUGACGAAAUCGAGAUUGAUCAACAAUUGAUGGAUGAAAAUGGUAUUAUUAAAUUCCCUAGAAGAUUAAGACGUCGUAGUGCAAGAGACACCAUCGAAAAAGCCAAGGAACAAAUUAAACAAGGUCUUAUACUCCUUAAAAACGGUGGUUCAAUGCACGAUGAUCCUGUCUUGAGUCAAUUGAUUAAAGCUCCUUCAACAACUAAAAGUGAAAGUUACUUGGAACAAAUGUUGAUUGCAAAUCAUUUGAGAGACGAAAAAAGACGUUCAAGCAGUGUAUCAUUCAUCAGUUUCUCCGACCAACAAAUCUCACCUAGCUCUACAAAAUCCUCAUCAUCACAAAACAGCACCGGUCAAUCAUCUCAACAAAACGCUAUUACUCUUUCACGUAUGUUGCAUAGAAUCCAAGCAGACAUUGCUGUCAAAGAGCAACUUGUCGCGCAAUUGGAACGCGCCGAACAAGAAUUCACAUUCAUGCGAGCCCAAUAUGAACAACAAUUGGCUCAAAUGCAAGAAAAUUUGAUUAAUAUGCAACGUGAAAGAAAUUCAGCUGUAAAACGUACACAAAAUUCAAGUACUGGUGUAAGCACUCGUGACAAGAGUUCGAUACUUGCUGAACUUAAAGCUCGCUACGAACACAAGAUGAAACGUUUGAUUCAAGAAAUUGGUGAUCUUCGCCGUAAAUAUAACGAAACAACCCAAAAAAGUAAUGUCGAGAAGAAUCAAAACGAAACAAUGCUUAGAAGCAUGAGAUCUCAAGUCGAACAUCUUAAAAAUGAAAAAUUGAGAUUGAUCAAACGUAUGAAGUCUGAGACCGAAAAGAUUCGUGAAAUGACUGAACGUAACGAACGUGAAGUUCAAAGCCUACGUCGUAAAGAAAAGGCUGCACAAGAACAAAGAAAACGACUUGAGAAAUCAAACGAAAUGCAAAAACUUAUGCUUGAAAAACGUCAAAAGGAAGUUUUAUUAACAACUGGUAAACUUAAAUCAGUAAUGACCUUACUCAAACGUACUUCAACACCAAAAUCCAUUGCAAAAGCGUUCCGUAAUACCAAACGUGGUAAAAUAACUAGUGGCAGCGCUGGUAAUAAUGGCAAUGAAGAAGAAGUUAAAGUUAGUAGUGAUACUGCGAGAAGAACUUCGGAUGAUUUGGUUUUAAUUGAAGAAGAAGUAUUUGCAAGUGGUAAAGAGAAGAAGAAACAACUUGAUGAAGCAAUCUACAAGUAUAUUACAGGUCGUCAAUCAUUGGCGUUGAUGGAUGAAUUGAUUCAGAAGCGUGAUGCAUUAGUUGCUGAGAAACAUGUGUUACUUUGUGAACGUGAAAAAACCAUUACUGCUGAGAACUCUGAUAAUAGCAGUGAUAAUGGCAAUAACCAAGAUUUGGAUGAUAGGAUUGAAGUGAUCAAUUCGGAAGUUACUUAUAUGAAUGCUAGAAUUCGUGCAUUACAAUCCGAAGCUGCAAGAACUGCAGCAGCAGGAACGGAAAAACAAAGAAGAAGAUCCUCAGUGGAAAAAGUCAAUAAUGAUGAUAAAUCACCAUCAACACCACCACGUAAAAAUAGUGGUAAACCUGAAAAGAAAUUGUCAUUCACAUUGCCUGAGGAUGUUACACCUGAAGCAUCAUAUGAUAUAGCAGUUGAGAUUUUAAGGAACCUGGAUCCAAUCGAGGCCCAAACAGUAUUAGAAUCAUUCUUUGAAGAUAUUAUUAAAUUACGUAGCGGUGCAUGGUCGAACCAGAUGACACUUGCACAACAAGAAACAACAAUGUUGGAGUUGCGCAAAACAUUAUUGGCUAUGCGUAGAGCGGCAGUUUUGGCAACUGUCGAAUAUGAGAGAAGGAAUAAAGAUCUUGAAGAAAAAUUGAAACGUGGGGGAAGAUCACCAAGUCCAGUAACAGAAGAAAAUAAAGAAUUAAAAAUAAAGACAAUAGAGGAUGAUGCAGUGGAUACAAUUUCAUUGUUUGAUCGUAUCUACGAGACAGCACUUGCACAAGUUGAAACAGCUGUUUCGGUUAGCGGCAGUGGAACUCCUAAUACGCCUAAUACUCCUAAUGCGUCACAUUCUAGACGUGGAUCCUCCUAUUUCUUUGAUCAUGACGAUUCAACUGUGAUUGCAUCACCUACUGAGGAGGCACCAAAAAUCAUGUCCAGAAAAAAUUCACGUUCACAAUUACCACCAAGCUGGCUAAAGAAUUCUGAGACUGGAAGAAAAUCAUCAAUUGAUUCGACCGGUACUAAAGACAGCAGUAAUGGUAAUAUAAUAGAAACAAGGCAAACCACCGCAACUCCUUCAUUACAAAGAGAGAAUAGUACCAUAAGUCGACAAAAUAGUUCAACAAGUAUGGGAUUCUAUACUGAAAAUAACAACAACAGUACCACCACCGGGGCUGCUAACGAUAAUAACGAAGAAAAUACACAACAUCGUGAUAGUGGAUAUUUCGGAGGAGUUGUUAUGGAUGUUAAGAGAAGAUCACAAAGCAGUAUGGCAAUGGUACGACGAGGAUCCAAAGAUGUUUCACAUCUUCGUCAAAAUUCAUUCGGUAGAAAUUCACCUGAAAGUGAAGAAGUAGCAGGCAUCAUGGCAGGAAAUGGUGAACGUAGAGGAUCAAUAGUACAACAUCAUACACACACAAGAUCAGAAACACCACCAUGUGAUAAUGUAUAUGAUAGAUUAUCAAGAAGUCAUACACAUUCAAGUUCUGCCAAAAACACACCAACAAAAAAAGCAUUGAAGGACUUUAACAAUAGUGAACGAAGAGGUAGUUUUAGUGAACAACGAAGAGAUAGUUUUAGUGAACAACGAAGGGGUAGUUUUAGUAAAUCACAUGUAAAACAAAAUAGUGGAGGAGUUGACAGUGCCUUAGCAGCAUUAGAAGCCAAUCAAAUUAGUGCCCAAUCAGAUCUUACGUUACACAUGUCGAAAUCAAGUGAUUUUGCGAUGAUCAAGACUUUUUGGGAAAAGAUGAAAUAUCUUCAAAGUACACCAAAACCUGCUGAGAAUAUUAAUCCCUUAAAAAAUAGAAAGUCUGGUGAAGAGUACACGACAGCAUAUAUUCACGCAAAGUUUUCUAAUAUUAGUUAUAAGCCAUAA
Molecule: messenger RNA, 4821 nt
Organism: Entrophospora candida
Lineage: Eukaryota; Fungi; Glomeromycota; Glomeromycetes; Entrophosporales; Entrophosporaceae
Source: the annotation of a GenBank genome assembly